AGCAAUCGCUCCCACUUAUCUUAGACCUCAUAAAAGAAUACGGGACGUUGUCCUACUAUUCCCUUAAUGCCAGCAAGACACAAGCACUGGGAGUGCGGCUUAGCCAACAAACACUCACAGCACUUAAAAAAGACCACAAUUUUGAAUGGAGGACAGACACGAUAAAAUACUUAGGUCUGACCUUCACAAAAAACCCUACAGAAACCUUCCCUGCCAACUAUGUCAGAGUGUGGGGAGACUGCCGCCAACUAAUGAAAAAAUGGAGCACCCUGUUUCUGACAUGGACAGAGAGAGUAGCAACCGUUAAGAUGUUCAUACUCCCGAGGCUUCAAUACCUGUUCAGAAACUUACCAAUUCAAGUACCUAUGUCCUACCUUAGAGACACACAAAAAGACGUUAAUAGAUUUGUGUGGGGGGGCCAAAAAGCUCGAGUGCAGAGAAUACUUCUACAAACACCGGUGAGACAGGGUGGCCUUGCCUUACCAGACAUCAAGACAUACUACCAAGCAGCGCUAUUAGCAACAACCCUUCCCCACUUCACAAACACGGCUUUACCGCAAUGGGUGCUAAUGGAAAAACAGGCCAUAAAACCCUUUGAUGUACCCACCAUAAUGUGGCUCCCUAAAAAAUUUCGACCAGAUACUCCACAGAUGCCAACGCAGCUAAAAAUAGCAGUCAGGGCUUGGGACAAGCUUAGACAUAAACUGGUAACACCUACCCCUCUAUCGCCAGCCACCCCGCUCAACACAAUCACAUACUGCAUCCCAACCUUCAACGCCAAGCCAUGGAUAGCUAAAGGGGUCACAUAUUUGCACCAAAUACUUGCGCAUAACAAACUAAAAACCUUCCCAACUCUCCAAAAGGAAUUCCACAUACCAGAGGCCUCCCAAUUCUCUUAUAUACAGUUAAGCUCAUUCAUACGUAAACACGCAGGGCAGUCCUCUGCCCCAGAUGACAACCCCCUCG
Molecule: messenger RNA, 966 nt
Organism: Pelobates cultripes (western spadefoot toad)
Lineage: Eukaryota; Metazoa; Chordata; Amphibia; Anura; Pelobatidae
Source: the annotation of a GenBank genome assembly